GUGCCAGCUUCCAGUAGAGCAGUUGGCUGGAAAGAAGCGAGUUGGGUAGAAGCCGUGCUCUGUCUCCAGUCCUCUGCACAGUGCAAGUCGAGAGCCACCUGUUAGCUUGUUUGUGUUCUGUGUUGUUGCACCAUGUAGGUGACCCGUGCCACCCUCCAUCAGUUAACGGUGUAAUUCUCAAGAUGGCGCAGAUAUACGACCACUUUGUGUACAAGCCCGUGGAUAAUUAUGAUUUAUCCUUAAACAUGACGGAUCCCAAUGCUGAGGCAUACAUGUCCGGAGAUCAGACAUUCCACACGCCAAGUUUUGGCGACGAAGAGUUCGAAAUUCCUCCUUUAAAUUUACCAACAACUGCAGAUGCGGAAAGCAACUGCCACGUAUACAAUCAUCAGUCAAUGAAUCAUCACGAAGACAACCAAAUGGAUCCACCCCCCUGCAGCCAAACAAUGGGUCGGCCAGUUAUGACUCCUACAAGUUCCAGUCACACUAUGACAAUGAUCGAACCUCAGUAUCCACAUCACAGGCCUCAUAACGUAUACGUAGGGCAAAUGGGCGUUAAUGAACAAAUACCUCCACAUUCCUUACAUGUACAGAUUCAAUCUUACGAUCACCAUCCUAUUUACAGCGGUGGUCACAUACAGUCUCAGUCUCAGUCUCACAUGCAAGCGGCACAUUUACAUAUGAUGCCACCCCAGAAUCCAAUACACAACAGUCCAAUUGUUAAUGGGCACUCUCCUAUGCUCAAUCAAUCGCAGACUAAUGGGCAGAUGGGAGCUCAGAUUAGCCCCAUGUCUGGCUCGCCACCUGGUUCUACUCAUACUUCACCCGGUUUCGAAACAAGUGAAGAUAGUGAUGACAGCACACCUUUGACUCAGUUAAUCGGAGGGAUUAAGAGACCUUCUCCCGAGCCGAUUGACAGCUCCAUCAACAGAAUGACCACCCACAAAAAGCCAAAAGUACAGAAGAAGAAGAAGAAGAGAGAUCCAAACGAACCGCAAAAACCAGUGUCUGCCUAUGCACUUUUCUUCCGGGAUACUCAAGCAGCUAUCAAAGGACAGAAUCCAAACGCCAGUUUUGGUGAAGUGUCCAAAAUUGUCGCGUCCAUGUGGGACAGUUUAGACGCUGAUCAUAAAAACUUGUAUAAAAAGAAAACCGAAGCAGCCAAGAAGGAAUAUUUGAAAGCCUUAGCUGCUUACAGAGCUAGUUUAGUCUCGAAGGCAGCUGCCGAUCAGUCUGACGUCAUGUACGGAAAUUCCGUCAGUCCUACAUCUUCAUCAGCCACAUCUCCCGUUAAUUCAUCGCCCGGUCACGUGUCGAUGUUGUCACCCCUUCAGAAGAAAUCCCCGUUACUAACAUCCCUGAUGGAAGGGAAUUCCCCUUUGGCAUCUCAACUGCAACAGCAGCAGCAGCAGCAGCAGCAUCCUGUAGUGCCAGGCCAAAUGUGGCGCUCCAUCAGCAACAUGUACUUCACUGUCCCACAGCCCGUCAACAAUAACCAUCCAAUGUCUCAUCAUUCCAUGGGUCAGAUGCUACAUCCGCAAUCGAACCAGAUGCUACAACAGCAACAAAUCAUCCAGCCUCAAGGGGUCAGUCAGUCUAUGAAUUCCAGCAGUUCGUACACUGUCAUGUCCACGAUGGCAACGCAGAACAGUAUUCCGGGAUCCGAGGUUUCUCGAAACUGUCUUCGUAAUAAUAUUGAAACGACGCAAUGGGAGCAAGAUUACCCCAAUAACGAUUGCGUCAUUACUCAUUGCAGCAGGGACGCAUUUAACUCGUGGUUAGAACCCCGCCCUCCCCAAAACACGUAUGCAUCGGUCAAGUAGAGGAUUCCUUCGUAGAAAAGAAUCAAUCGUGUGGAUGUUGUCAGGAGGAUUUUCGAUUCCAGUAUUAAAAAAUAUAUAUAUAAUAAAAAAAAAUAAUUAAACCAUAUUAAAAAUUUAAUAAAACACCAUACAACACGGAUAUGAAGCUAUAAACUCUGAAUGACCUUUUGAUGACCACCAUGAUGAUUAACAAAACAAAUAAGAAUCCAAUUAAUAAUAUUGAUCGUAAUAGUAAUAUUGAUGAUGUGGAUGAUAAUGAUGAUGAUGAUGAUGAUGAUGAUGAUAAUGUUGAAGCAAAGCUUCAGAAAAAAAAUAAUGAUAAUAUUGAUACAAACUCGACUAUGUACCGUGUCCCAAUAUUGAAGACAGUUUUAUCGCUGUCUAUAAAAGCUUCCUUCCUAAAAAUUUCAAAAAAAA
Messenger RNA from Centruroides sculpturatus (bark scorpion), 2240 nucleotides. Its product is annotated as TOX high mobility group box family member 3-like. The record is from RefSeq and is a predicted model, not a curated record. The coding region runs from base 183 to 1823 and encodes 546 amino acids. Gene Ontology annotation, cellular component: nucleus. Gene Ontology annotation, biological process: regulation of transcription by RNA polymerase II. Gene Ontology annotation, molecular function: chromatin DNA binding. Lineage: Eukaryota; Metazoa; Arthropoda; Arachnida; Scorpiones; Buthidae. The transcript has 12 exons.